UGUCUUUCAGUCGCUUUCGUUCUAGUCUUUCCCUCUUCCCUCACCGUCUCUACCUUUCAUUUCGUUAUUACACAAACUGACGCAUCAAAACUACUUCUUCUUCUUCUCCUUGAGACGUUUUUGUUCAUCCUUUUUCUUAUGGUCUUAUCCAUCUGCUGCUCAAGGUUUUUCCCUACCCCUCUGUUUACCCUUUUUCUUUCUACUUCUUCUAAUUUCACAUUUUCUUGGAACUAGCUUUAUUCUGAUACAUACAUUCUUCCUUCGAUUAAUUGGAGCUUGGAGAAUCACCACUAUAUAGGAUUAUUAGUAUCGAAUUAUGAUGGUAAUCUUCAUUUUCAACCGCCGCUGGUUUAAACGGUGAGUCAAGUGGUUCGAAUGAGGGGCGAUGAAUUUGGACCGGCAUGGUUGGAGCCGAUGCUCAAGGCUAACUACUUCAAUACUUGCGAAGUUCAUGGGGAUUCAAACAAGAGCGAAUGCAACAUGUAUUGCUUGGACUGCAUGGGAAGUGCUCUCUGCUCUUACUGCUUGGCCAAUCACAAAGACCAUCGUCUUGUUCAAAUACGAAGAUCGUCCUACCAUAAUGUGGUGAGGGUGAAUGAAAUUCAGAGAUACAUCGACAUAUCUUGCAUUCAGACAUACAUUAUAAAUAGCGCAAAGAUUGUAUUUCUGAAUGAGCGGCCGCAGCCCAGACCUGGAAAGAGUGUUACCAAUACUUGUGAAAUCUGUGGCCGCAGCCUACUUGACUCUUUCAGAUUCUGCUCCCUCGGCUGCAAGCUGAAUGGUAUAAAGCGAGGCGAUGAAGAGUUGACAUUUACAGUGAAGGUGAAGAGUAAUCAAGGCUUAGAAUAUUCGGAUGAAUCAUCUACCCCUAAGAAGAAGCAACGCAGAGACAGAGUAAUGUUUGGGUUUCGUCAUCUGAAUAUUGAUCCAGGACAUGCAUGCUCCGAUGAGAAAUCGUGGGGCUCUAAUAAUUCUGCUGGAGAUGAAGAAGGUCAUUUGCAGAUGAUAUACAGUAUGUCUCCAGAUACGCCUCCUAUCUACAACCACAGGAAUUCAAGCAGGAGGAAGGGCAUUCCCCACCGUGCCCCUUUUUGAUACGCACAGUAAAACAGAGCUCCGUCACAUAUACAUAGUUCCUAAUUAUACAUACAAGCAUGUGCAUUAAUAGGUAUACAGGACAAACUAGGAGUAUGAUGCCACUAGCUAGCUAUUUAUGUUAUGCAUGUAUAUAUAGGAUGUUUUACUGAAUCCUUUUAUAUAUGGUAGUAAUUUACUUGCAGCUGUACGUAAUUAAAGAAUACAGGAACAAAGGAGGAAAAAAAAUGAUAUACCUAGUUGGAAAUUUAGUGAUGUAUAUAUUGUGGUUGAGAAGGAUAUUUGUACAUUUCUAGUUUUACCUCUUAAUUCUAUAUUUGCCCUUAUGGA
This is a messenger RNA of Lycium barbarum (goji berry), 1425 nucleotides long. RefSeq names its product protein RGF1 INDUCIBLE TRANSCRIPTION FACTOR 1. Lineage: Eukaryota; Viridiplantae; Streptophyta; Magnoliopsida; Solanales; Solanaceae. The record is from RefSeq and is a predicted model, not a curated record. Bases 376 to 1095 code for a protein of 239 amino acids. The transcript has 4 exons.